Molecule: messenger RNA, 1869 nt
Organism: Clupea harengus (Atlantic herring)
Lineage: Eukaryota; Metazoa; Chordata; Actinopteri; Clupeiformes; Clupeidae
Product: F-box only protein 6-like
Biological process (GO): ERAD pathway; SCF-dependent proteasomal ubiquitin-dependent protein catabolic process; glycoprotein catabolic process
Cellular component (GO): SCF ubiquitin ligase complex; cytoplasm
Molecular function (GO): ubiquitin protein ligase activity; protein binding
Source: RefSeq, a predicted model, not a curated record
UUGGAAACCUAGUGUAUUUUAUAUGAAACGACGUGUACAAAUCGAGAACAUCGCAUUUUACUUUCAGUUCCGGGACAUACGCAACCCUAUUCUUCAACGAAGUAAACAUUCGAUAGAUAAAUAUUAGGCCUAUAUUGGGGUAGUGACGUAUAUGUCUACCUGUUAGUUCGUGUUAUGCCCCGUUUUAGUCUUUAGUUGAAGCAGUGUUACGCCAGCCUAAAUAAGACAUUCGUCAUUUUGGCAGUGGCGGCCGAAGACUGUAAUAAUGUCAAAAUAACAGUCGUAACAACCGUGACGUUCAUAUCACAACUUGGACAGCUUCAUGGAGAUGUGAGCAGCGUGUCUCGUAAAUAUUGUAAGCACCGCAAAUUGCUGACACGUGGAUAGAUCUUCUUUAAGGAUAUGAAGAGGAGACAAAUGGGCAAUAUAUCGAAUGCCUCAAAAACUGAGGAUUGGGAAAACGGCUCUGUAGAUGUCCCAUCUCUUCCUGUGGCGGUGUUAGAGGAGAUAUUCCAAAACCUUCCCGCUGAGCAGGUGGUGUGUGUGUGUCGGCUGGUGUGUCGUGAGUGGAGGGAUGUGGUGGACUGUGCGUGUCUGUGGAAGGAGAGGUGUCGACGGGAAGGCCUUCGGCCUAGUGACCCAGUCAAAACUCCAAGUGACUGGCGACUGUUCUAUAUCCUAUGCAAAAAGAGACGCAAUUUAUUGAAAAAUCCCAAAGCUGAGGAUGGCUUUGCGCGAUGGGAACUCAUAGAAAAUGGAGGGGACAAAUGGAAAAUAGAAGGUGUCUCUGUGGAACAUCCAGAUGGAACUGUCAACAAGCACUUUGCUACCUCAUAUUUUUCAUGUAUGAAGCGGCAGGUGGUUGACCUACAAGCCGAGGGCUACAGUCCUGCUUUCAUGGAUGAAUUUCAACCUGACAUUUUAAUAUCUGAUUGGUAUGCACCACGUUGGGAUUGUGGAUGUGAGUAUGAGAUCAGUGUUCAGCUGCUCAGUGCAGGAAAGAAAGUGCUCAAGUCUUUCAGUCCUGACAAGGUGAAUUUUGAGCAAUGGAAUGACCAGAAAUGGAAUCAGGUUACUCAUGUGUUUAGGAGCUAUGGGAGAGGCGUCCGCUAUGUGGGAUUCAUUCAUGGAGGGAAGGACACACAGUUCUGGGCUGGCUGGUAUGGAAUCCGGGUCACAAACAGCAGUGUUGAGAUCUGUCCUGCAGGGGAAACAAAAGAAAGGGUCCAACCCGAGGUCCUGCAUGGUUCUCCAGAGAACCCAAUCAGAAAAUCGCCUAGACACUUUCCAGAUUUAAACAAUGGAAAAGCAGGCCGGUGAUUCUUUCUGCUCAGUUAUUCCUACUUGCUCAUUCCCUCUUUUCUAUCCGGUCAUCUUUUAUUAUUGGAUGUAUUUCCAUAACAUGUAAAACAUAAUAUUGUCACUCUUACUCCAUCCAUCCAUCCAUCUAUCCAUCCACCAACGACUUUGCAUUUUGCGCAAUCUGGUCAAAGUGAUAAUGUGGUAAUUUAAUGCUAACCAAGUUAACACUGUUAUUUGUUGUUAUUUUGUGUUAGUAAUCCAGGUUCAUAGUAUGAAUCCAGAAUAUUAAUAAUAUUAUCAUUUUAUUAAGCCAUGGCAAAUUGAACAAGCUUGUAUUGUUAUUAUGAGUGUCACAAAUGUCUUACUUGUACGAAUGUAUCAAAUAAACUGAAUAAAUACCGGUAAAUAAACAUUUAAAAUGCAAGUGAGAAUACCUUCCAUACUCUGUUGUGAGUCACAAUGGAAAUUCAGUCACAUCUAUUUUUGUGGUGCUGGUAGUGAGGUCUUGACAAUGUUCUGAUAUAAGUGUAUAUUCCCUUCACAAUAAAAAUGUAUAUAAACAUCCUA